CAAAACAUCAGAUCAUCCGCUAUGGCAGACAACCUCAAUUUCUCCUGCGCCCUGGUCACCGGAGGAGGUGGCGGAAUCGGCAAAGCAAUCGCAUCCUACCUCAUCUCGAAAGGAAAAAAGGUCAUCAUCGCAGGUCGCACGGAGCCCAACCUCAAAGAAACAGCCGAAGAAAUCGGCGCGACCGCCUAUUAUGUCCUGGACACUGGUCUAGUCGAUACAUUCCCGGCCUUCAUUUCUGGCAUCACGAAGGAGCACCCAGAGCUGGAUUGUCUGAUCAACAACGCCGGAGUCCAGAGACCUAUCGACCUAGUGAAUGAAAGCCCAGAGGAUGUAUUCCAGAAGGCAGACCAAGAAAUCGACAUCAACAUUCGCGGACCGAUGCAUCUCACCCUGAGACUCCUCGACCACUUCAAGGCGAAGUCGAAUGGAGCCGUGAUCGUCAACGUGUCGUCGGUCUUGGGAUUUGUCCCCUUCGCUCCCAUCAACCCGUCCUACGGCGGGACAAAAGCAUGGCUGCACUUCUGGAGCAUGAACCUCCGUACUCAGCUGCAGAAGAGCGGGUAUGGGAAAAUCCGAAUCAUUGAGAUUGCUCCUCCGACGGUCGCGACCAAUUUGCAUCGCGACAGGGAGGACCCCGAUGACAAUAAGAAGCACAACAACCCCAAUGCAUUGUCGAUCGAGGAGUUCAUGGACGACGUGAGUGCCAAGUGGGAGCAAGGGGAUGAGAUGAUAGCAUCGGGGAUGAGUGGGGACUUGGUGGACCGGUGGUAUCGGGAAUUUGGAGGGUUUUACGAAAAGACGACUCGCUAGAUUGGUUGAUCAGGAUGAUAGUUUGAGGUCGGGUGGGUUUAUUCUAUAAUUGUACAGUUUUUUAGGAUGAAGGCGCGCGUGUUUUGCACUUUGUGUUGAAGAUAAUUGUGCUCAUGAUGGGCA
Aspergillus steynii IBT 23096 is the source of this 933-nucleotide messenger RNA. RefSeq names its product putative short-chain dehydrogenases/reductase. Bases 22 to 810 code for a protein of 262 amino acids. The record is from RefSeq and is a predicted model, not a curated record. Lineage: Eukaryota; Fungi; Ascomycota; Eurotiomycetes; Eurotiales; Aspergillaceae. The transcript has a single exon. Gene Ontology annotation, cellular component: membrane.